CCCUAAUGAGUUAUUGUCACUGUCAUUGGUUUUGUAUUUCGCUUUGCUUUUUAGUAGUGAUUGAUGAAAUAAACUUGUAAUAAAUAAUUUUAACAGUACCAAUUCAAAUAAAUAUUACAAUGACAGAAACUUGAAUAUAAGAAAAUCUGUGGAUAAAGCUACACCCGACAUUAUGAUUCGUCAGGGUAGUAUAGAUGAUAUUAAUGCCCAUCAGUUUCUGAAGAUCUCAAACUAUGAAGACACAGUCAGACAGUUGGAUAUUUAUUAUGCUAUCGUGAAAAGACAACUAUUGAGGUUUCAGAGUCCAAUAACAGGACUCUUUCCUGUCAUGUCAUCAGACCUCCAUGUGGCAAGUGUAAGGGAUAGUAUAUAUUGUGCAUCAGCUGUAUGGGGUCUCUAUCAAGCUUAUAGGCGCAUUGAUGAUGACAGAGGCAAAUCACAUGAGUUGGGCCAAAGCACAGUGAAAUGCAUGCGUGGCAUCCUCGAGUGUUGGGUGAAGCAGUCUGCCCGGGUGGAGGCCUUCAAGACACGGCAGAGUGCUGCACACUCACUUCAUGUGAAAUUCCAUCUUACUACAGGAGAGCCGGUGCUCUCUGAUGAUCAAUAUCACCAUUUGCAAAUAGAUGUGGUGUCCCUGUAUUUAUUAUUUUUGGUACAAAUGAUCACAUCAGGGCUGCAAAUAAUUUAUACACAGGAUGAAGUAGCAUUUGUACAAAAUUUAGUGUACUAUGUUGAGCGAGCAUACAGAACACCAGACUUUGGCAUGUGGGAGAGAGGUUCCAAAUAUAAUGAUGGAAAACCUGAAAUACAUGCUUCAUCUAUUGGUAUGGCCAAGGCCGCAUUGGAAGCUAUUAAUGGAUGUAACCUGUUUGGAGACAAGGGUGCCUCGUGGAGCGUAGUUUAUGUUGACAUAGAUGCGCACAAUCGAAACAGAAGUAUUUUUGAAACUAUGCUUCCCAGAGAAUCCAGCUCAAAGGGUGUAGAUGCUGCCCUUUUACCCACAAUAUCGUUCCCAGCCUUUGCAACCCAUGAGGAACAUUUAUUACAACUCACAAAAACAAAUAUUUUACGUCGACUUAAGGGCAAAUAUGGUUUCAAACGAUUUAGCCGCGACGGAUAUAAAUGUGUUCUAGAAGACUCCAGUAGGAGGUAUUACCAUGAAGGAGAGUUGAAAGAAUUUGAUGGUAUAGAGUCUGAGUGGCCGUUGUUUUAUGUUAUGAUGAUUAUUGAUGGCGUUUUCCGGACAUUGCCCGAACAAGUGGAAGAGUACCAGAAACUACUCAAAGCAAGAAUUUAUAUGGACGAAUUUGGAGACCCUGUAAUACCUUGGUAUUACUACGUCCCUCGCGAGGGCGUCGAGAAUGAACGUAACGAGCCCAAUUCAGUGCGGAGGGUGCCGGCUAAUCUUCCGGCAGAUAGUGAAAAUAAAGAUACAGGCGGUUUGUUCCUGUGGGCGCAGUCGAUGUUCGUGCUAGCGCAGCUGCUGACGGGCGGGCUGCUGCACGUCAAUGAGCUGGACCCCAUCCGCCGCUAUCUGCCCUCCUACAAUCGACCGCGCCGCGCCGGACGCUACUCCGCAUUCCAGGCUAAAUACUCGGCGCCCGGUAUAGCGACGGAUUUGGUGGUGCAAGUUGUGCUGAUAGCGGAGUCUAUGCGUCUCCAGGCUAUGAUGGGCACCUACGGGAUACAGACCCAGACGCCGCACGAAGUCGAACCAGUACAGAUUUGUAGUUCAACGCAGCUAGUACACGUGUACAGAGAGCUGGGCGUGUGCCAGAAAUUAAAGCUGACUGGUCGUCCAAUACGACCUGUGGGAUCAUUAGGAACGAGUAAGAUUUAUCGAGUUUGUGGCAUGACAGUUUUGUGCUACCCACUUAUAUUUGAAGUCUCUGAAUUCUAUCUGUACCGAGACAUGGCGCUUCUCAUCGACGAUAUCAAAACGGAGCUACAGUUCGUUGGGAAAUACUGGCGACUAUCCGGGCGUCCGACCGUGUGCCUGCUGGUGCGCGAGGAGCACAUGCGGGACCCGCACUUCAAGCAGAUGCUGGACCUGUUCGCGAUGCUGAAGAAGGGCCACUGCGACGGCGUCAAGGUUAGGCUCGGGCGGCUGCAGAAUCUCAUUUCCAGCUCGUGCAUGGAACACUUGGACUUCAUGAGUCAAGGCGAGUUCCCGUCAGAGAUGUUCACUCAGUUCAAGCAACUAGAACACGAGUACAUCGGCUACCAAUCCCUGACCGACGUCCCCCGCACCCUCACUUACAGGGAAGAUACAAUUUCUUACGACACGUACAAACACCGCUCCACCCCGGACGUGGUAUCUGCGUUGAGGGCCACCGAUAAUAUUUACGCGCAAUGCCAGUUGUUGGGAAUUUUAUUGGAGAGAGAAGGCCCUAUGUAUGAGGUGAACGGUUCUACAGCGUUGGAUUCGCUGAAGAGCUUAUACCAAACUGCUGGCGUGCUGCGGCACUGGCGUGCCGUGCGCUACUGCUCCUCCAGACUGAACCACACCGUCGACUCCAUCAGCCCCUUCAUCACCACCGUCCUCGUCAACGGCAAGCAGUUGAUGGUGGGGGUGAUCGGGCACAAGGAGACAGUGUUCGACAAGCCCAUGACGCCGGGCGAGAUCCAGGCCGUCAUGUACUCCACCAUACAGCCCUAUGACGUCAUCGGCGCUGUGUUGCAGCAGGAAAUAGUUCUCUACUGCGGAAGGUUGAUCGGCACGAACCCGGACAUGUUCCGCGGCAUACUGAAGAUCCGCGUGGGCUGGGUGCUGGAGGCCAUCAGGAUCUACCUGGAGCUGUUCCCGGAGGAGAAACGACCUGAUGCUACCCUCGAGAGCCUCUCGCCGUACAAGUUGAGGACGUUGCUCAUCCGGGUGCUCACCGUCUCCGACUGGGCUGACGAGAAGGGACUGACUCCGAUGCAACGAAGACAGCUAGAGGGCUGCCUCUGCAGGGUGCCCAAACAUUUCUACAUACAAGUCUGGGAUAUACUGCUGCGAACGCCGAAGGGCAUCAUAGUACAUGGCCAUUCGAUCCCGGCGGAGCCGACGCUGGUGAACAUGUCCCGCUCGGAGCUGUCGUUCGCGCUGCUGGUGGAGGAGGCGCUGGUGCGCAUCGCGCGGCCGGCGCGGCGUCAGCUGAGCGUGGAGCUGCUGUGUGUGCUGGCCACCAUCCUGCGCCGCAACCCCGAGCUCACGCUGCAGCUGCCGCUCGAUCUCGACCGCUUGCUCGACGACGCACAUGAAACCUACGCUAAGGACAGCGGGUUAGCGGUAGGGUCGGAGGCGCUGGGGUCGGCGGCGCCGGGCGUGACGGUGGGCUACCUGGCGCGGGCGGUGGUCAACAGCGUGCUGCAGGCCGCCGCCGCCACCGACCUCGUCACCACCGCGCACCCCUCCUGCCUCGUCUCUUAACUCCAUACGUCUAUAGGGUAUGUUGUAUACCUAUUGCUUGUUGCUUUUGAUAGUUUAUAACGUUUUUAAAAUAUCUGUUAUGAAGUAUUGAAGAAAAUGAGAAGUAUCUGUCUUAGCAAAGAAAAAACGACCUAAUUAAGAAUUUAUAUGAUUUCCGUGGUGAUAAACGAAUUUAUUUUUUAUCAAAGAGCAUAGGCAUAGGAGGUAUUUGUUGCCUCUAUAUUGCAUCGAGUUCCCAACAUUACAAAUUUAUAUUUUGUCUCUCUUCGAAGUGUAUUGAAAUCAUGUUUUUUUUCGUUAGUAUUGAUUGACUCCUUGCAUAGAUAUCAAAUUUUACGUUAUUUUUAUGAAUAAAUAUUUAAAGGACUUGUAAUAUUCUGUAUUAUAUCUAAGAAAAAUAAUUUGUAUUGCAAAUAUUUGUUUAAAGUAGAAAAAUUUAUAGGCAUUCCAAGUAGAUUUGAAUUAUUUCAGAUAAAAUAUGUGUUGAAACUAUUUAAUAAAGUGUGCCAUAAGACCGCAAAUUAUGGUCAUGUACUUCAUAUAAUUGUUAUAUUACAUUGUUAUGGUUAAGCAAAACUUUAUUUUUACAAAAAUAAAAUAAAUUUAAAAAGUA
This is a messenger RNA of Plodia interpunctella (Indianmeal moth), 4028 nucleotides long. RefSeq lists its product as uncharacterized. The record is from RefSeq and is a predicted model, not a curated record. The coding region runs from base 173 to 3415 and encodes 1080 amino acids. Gene Ontology annotation, biological process: glycogen metabolic process. Gene Ontology annotation, molecular function: calmodulin binding. The transcript is spliced from 22 exons. Lineage: Eukaryota; Metazoa; Arthropoda; Insecta; Lepidoptera; Pyralidae. Gene Ontology annotation, cellular component: phosphorylase kinase complex.